Molecule: messenger RNA, 557 nt
Organism: Penaeus monodon (black tiger shrimp)
Lineage: Eukaryota; Metazoa; Arthropoda; Malacostraca; Decapoda; Penaeidae
Exons: 5
Coding region: 1-453 (150 amino acids)
Source: RefSeq, a predicted model, not a curated record
AUGAUUGAGACCAUAAAUACCUGCCGUGUGGAGGAGACGGCUAGUUCUUCAGAAUGCCCUCUUUGGCAAACGGAUACCGCCUGCCCCGCCCCCUUCAGCCUGUACCCGGCCCUGGAGGACGUCGGCUGCUUGUAUGAGGUUCUUUCAGGCAAUUCAUGGAAUGUCAGUCGAGACACUUGCCAAGAGGCGGGUGGUGACCUGAUGGUUCCAAGCGGCCCUGAACAAUACGCCAGGAUAAUUGCUUACUUCAAAGGGUAUAUUCCAGGAGGAUCGUGGUGGGUUGGCAUUUACGACAAUGUGUGGCUGACCGGUCGGGUUGGCGUCACGGCAGAGUGGGACGCAGGCCAGCCCAACGGGGGAGGAGAGCACUGCGGGUCCAUGCUCUCUGCCUCUACCAUGGGCGACUACCCUUGCUCCACCACGAUGAGGGCAGUCUGUCAGAUACGGCGUUGAUCAUUCCAGGGGCACGCAACAUGAACGGGAUGUGGAAGAAAGCAAUGAAUGAUUUUAUAUUUGUGAACUGUGAUUUGUUUUCCUACUGGGUGUCAUAUCACAAG